Lampris incognitus (smalleye Pacific opah) is the source of this 7545-nucleotide messenger RNA. RefSeq names its product regulating synaptic membrane exocytosis 2a (gene rims2a). Gene Ontology annotation, biological process: positive regulation of synaptic transmission; calcium ion-regulated exocytosis of neurotransmitter; regulation of membrane potential. Gene Ontology annotation, cellular component: cytoskeleton of presynaptic active zone; presynaptic membrane. NCBI's taxonomy places the organism in Eukaryota, Metazoa, Chordata, Actinopteri, Lampriformes, Lampridae. The record is from RefSeq and is a predicted model, not a curated record. Gene Ontology annotation, molecular function: small GTPase binding; transmembrane transporter binding. The transcript is spliced from 33 exons. The coding region runs from base 1 to 5109 and encodes 1702 amino acids.
AUGUCUGCUCCACACGGGCCUCGGGGCGGCCCCGGUCCUGCCGCUGCCACAACGGCUGGCGCCAUGCCGGAGAUGCCGGACCUCAGCCACCUCACCGAGGAGGAGAGGAAGAUUAUCCUCGGCGUCAUGGACCGUCAGAAAAAAGAGGAAGCAAAAGAACAGUCGAUGCUAAAGAUCAAAGAAGAACCAAAGCCUCAGCUGGCACAGUGGUUUCCCUUUAGUGGGAUCACUGAGCUGGUAAAUAAUGUUCUUCAACCCCAGCAAAAGUCCCAAAAUGACAUGGAGCCAGAGCCUGACACGAAGUUGCACCAGCAGUUUGAGUCGUAUAAGGACCAAGUGACGAAGAUGGGCGAGGAGUCCAAGCAGACUCAGGACCAGAAGAGUGAAGCCCCCACCUGCGGAAUAUGCCACAAAACCAAGUUUGCGGAUGGCUGUGGCCACCUCUGUUCAUAUUGCCAAACGAAAUUCUGUGCUCGGUGCGGAGGACGCGUGUCUCUGCGGUCAAAUAAGGAGGACAAAGUGGUUAUGUGGGUAUGCAACUUGUGCCGAAAACAACAAGAAAUCCUCACCAAAUCGGGGGCGUGGUUCUACGGCUCGGGGCCUGGCCAGGUACGGGGCGUGUUUGAGGGUGGGCCACAGGGGAAGAAGGCCAAACUGCAGGACCCAUCCUCGUACCCAUACCAGGGAGCCUCAGGGGACUUCUCCACACCAGCGUCAGAUCGAAGCAGACCUCACGGCGGGCUCCUACCCAGACAGGCGUCCCUCGACAACAGUUCAGGGCUUAGGUACUCGGGGCCAGGCGACGCACCCAUAGACAGGAAACGAAGCCCAUCUGCAUCCAGGGAUCCAAACCAAAAAUACGACCAAAGGGAGGGGGGGGACCAUUCACAGUAUGCCCCGGCAGACGGCAGCAUGCCCAGAUCACCGUCUGACUACGGGGAUGGGGACCCUCGGCGGGCUCCGCAGGGCCCGCACAUGUACACGGACGUGGAGGCGUCGCGGGUGGGCUACCGCGAUCGCAGGGGCCCCGGACGCUGGCACUCCCAGGAGUACCCCCUGGACCAGGAGCUAGAUGGGCCACCCAGCGAGUAUGACCUCCAGCGGCAACGCCAGGAGGAGUUCCAGACGCGCUACCGCAGUGACCCGAACCUAGCACGCUACCCGGUGAAGCCACAGCCCUACGAGGAACAGAUGAGAAUGCAUGCCGAGGUGGGCCGCCUGAGGCAUGAGCGCCGCCACAGUGAUGUCUCCCUGGCCUACACAGAGCAAGAUGACCCGGGCCCCAUCCUGCUUUCCCGACAGCAUCUCACUGAGCGCCGGCCACCCAUGGUGGGACAACGCUCUUACUCCGUUGACCGCUCCUCUACAGGUUCCAUGGGGCCUGGCUUGGGGGGUCACCGGACUUCCAACCACAGCCCCCCGACGCCACACCGUAGCCCCGUGCUGGGUGACAGAUCUCGGGACAUACGGCGAGGAGACCUGGGGUUGGGGGGAGAACCUAUGAGGAGGCAGCAACAUCACCUAGAUCCUAGCUCGGCUGUCCGCAAGACCAAGAGGGAGAAGAUGGAGAGCAUGCUGAGGAAUGACUCGCUCAGCUCGGACCAGUCGGAGUCGGUUCGCCCGCCACCUCCGAAGCCCCACAAGACCAAAAAGGGCGGAAAGAUGCGGCAGGUGUCCCUCAGCAGCUCGGAGGAGGAGCUGGCCACCACACCAGAGUACACCAGCUGUGAGGAUGUGGAGAUAGAGAGUGAGUCAGUCAGUGAGAAAGGGGACAGUCAAAGGGGAAAAAGACAAACUAUUGAGCGGGCAUUUAUGUCCGAGCCGACAUGCGCCUUAUCUGAGAGGCAAAAGAAAAUGGUGCGCUUUGGGGGACACUCAUUCGAAGAGGACUUGGCGUGGUGCGAGCCGCAGGUUAAAGACUCGGGCGUUGAUACGUGCAGUAGCACGACCCUAAACGAGGAGCAUAGCCAUAGUGAGAAGCACCCCGUGACAUGGCAGCCAUCCAAAGAUGGGGAUCGCCUAAUAGGGCGCAUUUUGCUCAACAAGCGCAUGAAAGAUGGAAGUGUGCCCCGAGACUCAGGAGCUCUACUUGGACUGAAGGUGGUAGGUGGCAAGAUGACAGAUUCUGGUAGACUUUGUGCUUUCAUCACCAAAGUGAGGAAAGGAAGUCUAGCAGACACUGUCGGGCACCUCAGACCAGGUGAUCAGGUGCUAGAGUGGAAUGGAAGAAUUUUACAAGGAGCCACAUUUAAAGAAGUUUACAAUAUCAUUCUUGAAUCCAAGCCUGAGCCCCAGGUGGAGCUUGUGGUUUCGCGGCCAAUAGGAGAUAUUCCAAGGAUACCCGACAGCACACAUGCACAACUGGAAUCAAGUUCAAGUUCUUUUGAGUCUCAGAAGAUGGAUCGGCCAUCCAUUUCCGUCACCUCCCCCAUGAGUCCCAGUAUGCUGAGGGACGCCCCCCAGUACCUGUCAGGACAGCUCUCAAGCCAAAGCCUUAGUAGAAGAACACCGCCUUUUGCCCCUAGGGUCCAGGUCAAACUUUGGUAUGACAAAGUAGGCCAUCAGUUAAUUGUCACCAUCCUGGGUGCCAAGGACCUGCCACCCAGGGAAGACGGCCGACCCAGGAACCCCUAUGUCAAAAUCUACUUCCUCCCUGAUAGAAGUUUGAAUUAUUGUUCCUCCAGUGACAAAAGCAAGAGGAGAACAAAAACGGUAAAGAAAUCCUUAGAGCCCAAAUGGAACCAGACCUUUAUGUACUCGCCUGUGCACCGGCGGGAGUUCCGGGAGCGCAUGCUGGAGAUCACGCUGUGGGACCAGGCCAGGGUGAGGGAGGAGGAGAGUGAAUUCCUGGGAGAGAUCCUGAUAGAGCUGGAGACAGCCCUUCUGGACGAUGAACCACAUUGGUACAAGCUGCAGACACAUGACGUGUCCUCGGUCCCACUUCCUCGUGCCUCCCCGAACACACAACGCAGACAGCUCCAUGGAGAGAGUCCCACAAGGCGGCUACAGAGAUCGCAGAGGAUUAGUGACAGCGAGAUCUCAGACUAUGACUGUGAAGAUGGUGUCGGGGUUAUAACAGACUAUCGACCAAAUGGCCGAGACCUCCAGAGCUCCACGCUGUCUGUUCCUGAGCAGGUGAUGUCAUCCAACCACUGCUCGAGGUCGGGGGACAUAAAUCGGGCACGUUCACGUUCUCCCAGUGUUCCCCCUCCCUCCAGCCGCAACCACCGUGUGUACCCCAUCUGCCGAGAGGAGGCAGUCAGGUUACUGCGGUCCACUAGGAUGGCUCGCGCCUAUUCUGAGGGCGCCUACUCCUCCGACUAUGACUUUGAGAGGAACCACGGAGCCAUGGAUAGACACGAGUAUCACAGCAGGUCCCGCUCGGCAGACCAGCGGCCCACUAUAGAGCGGCCCACAUCCCGCUCGCGCUCCACUGAACGCCCCCACGACUCGUCGCUCAUGAGGUCCAUGCCAUCUCUACCGUCCGGGAGGUCUGCCCCUCCCUCACCUGCCUUAUCGAGGGCGCAUCCCCGUAGUGGAUCGGUCCAAACCAGUCCCACCAGUACCCCUAUGUCCAGCAGACGAGGACGACAGCUACCCCAGCUUCCACCGACGGGCAAGGAAAGAAAAGAUAGAGGUGAAGGAACAGAGCCUUGUGAAGGUAUGGAAAUGGAGGAGAGAACAAGACAGAUGAAACUAAAGAUGAAUAAGUACAAACAAGGAGCGGGGUCCGACUCCAAACUGGAGCAGGAUUAUCACAAGCAGCGUUCAGGAAGAGAUCCUCGGGGCUCAGAGAACCUUUCGGCGAAGUCGUCGGACAGUGAUGUAAGCGACGUGUCCGCUGUGUCGAGAACCAGUAGCGCCUCUCGAUUCAGCAGCACGAGCUACAUGUCUGUCCAGUCGGAAAGGCUGCAAGGAAACCGCAAGAUCCGUGAAUUACGAUCAAGGAGCCAGUCUGGGGAAGGGGAUGAGCAGAUAGGGGAGGUCCUGGAGGAGGAAGGGAUGGGUGGAGGGGGGAGAGGAGCAGGAGGAGGAGAAGAGAAAGGGAGAGGGGGUAGCAAAGAAGCGGGUCCAUUGGAAGGAAGGAAGGGAUCAGGGGAGAAGGUAGACAGAGAGCAGGAGCAUCAGGAAGAUUUGGUGGAGAAUGAAGAGGACUUACACCAGAGGAGUAUCUCAGAGACUGACCUCAGGCAGAUGGGCCAGUCGGGCGGGGUGAACAUGACCAAGAGCACAAGCAUCAGCGGCGACAUGUGUAACCUGGAGAAGACGGACGGCAGCCAGUCGGACACGGCGGUGGGCACGGUAGGCACUGAUGACAAGAAGAGGCGCUCCAGCAUUGGUGCCAAAAUGCAGGCCAUCGUUGGCAUGUCGCGCAAGAGCCGGAGCACCUCGCAGCUCAGCCAAACAGAAGCAGGCGGUAAGAAGUUACGCAGCACUAUCCAGAGGAGUACGGAGACGGGCCUAGCGGUGGAAAUGAGGAGCAGGAUGACUCGGCAGGCCAGCCGCGAGUCGACUGACGGCAGCAUUAACAGCUACAGCUCUGAGGGAAAUCUCAUCUUCCCCGGUGUGAGGCUCUCCUCAGAUGCCCAGUUCAGUGACUUCCUUGACGGCCUCGGCCCAGCUCAGCUGGUUGGCCGGCAGACAUUGGCAACUCCACCUAUGGGUGACAUCCAGAUUGGCAUGGUGGAGAAGAAAGGAGCGCUGGAGGUGGAGGUCAUCAGGGCCCGUGGCCUUGUGGGAAAACCAGGUUCCAAGGCACUGCCAGCACCAUAUGUAAAGGUCUACCUUUUGGAAAAUGGAGCCUGCAUAGCCAAAAAGAAAACAAAAGUAGCAAGAAAAACCUUGGAUCCUCUUUACCAGCAGCAACUGCCGUUUGAAGAAAGUCCAGGAGGGAAGGUUUUACAGAUCAUUGUAUGGGGGGACUAUGGGCGUAUGGACCAUAAAUCUUUCAUGGGAGCCGUUCAGAUACUCUUAGAUGAGCUGGACCUGUCCAACAUGGUGAUUGGCUGGUUCAAGCUCUUUCCUCCCUCCUCGCUGGUGGAUCCUACUCUGGCUCCCCUGACAAGAAGAGCUUCCCAAUCCUCACUGGACAGUUUCUCUCGAUCAUAGCAGCGUGCGAACUGAGCAUUGUUGUAGCAGCCAGUGUUGCGAUACAGGUCACGCCCCCCCGGUUACACUGCAUGCUUGAUGUUGUGUCUUCUGAGCCUGUUUCUAGGGGCGCAAACGUGAUCCUGUGCUUUCAGCAAAAAUGUCGCACACAUUGUGCCCAUGACAUAGCGUGUGGCGAGCGCCUGGCGGCUGGAAUUGCCGGCUGGUGUUUUUGUUGUCGUUGGAAGAAACUGGAAUGAACUCCUUAGCACGAGGAAUCAGUCAGUUCCAGGUUUUCAUCCAGUUCGAAGCCAUGGGGGUCAGUGCUGGGAACCGAUUAACACGUUCUACAGAAGCCCUUUUUCGAAUGAAACAUAAAUGUUCUGCUUUUCGUUUCCUUUUUGUUUUGUUUCUAUUUGUUUUGUUUUUUUCUUUGAUUUUGGUGUAUUUGUAUCUGAAGGGGUAUGACAGUAUUCCUAUCCAGAAGCUUGGUCACGCCACGCCAACAGACCUAGCUGUGUAGAUGGGAGUCUUAGAGACCACUACUUUGGGAGAGGUGUGUAUCAGCUAGUAUUCACACUGCCCCCAAACACUGGAAAAUGCCCUAGAUAUUGUAGGUGUUAAGUGCUGAAUCAAACCAAACUGGUAGAUCACCAGAGGGACUUAAAGUUAUUUUAAAGGCAAUACCGAAGUGGCUGCCAUCGAUGCUCCAGAAUAUACAGUAAUGAUUAAACCCUGCAAGAAGACGUACUUGUACUAUCUAUCAUCAUUCUUUCUGUGUUGAUAUAUUGUAUGAAAUUUAAAUAAGAAAAAUAUUUUUUAUUUAAUUUUAUUUUGCAUGGACACAAAUUUAGCUGAAUUGAAAAAAAAAGAAAUUAUUUUCAUGAGGCUGCAACUUGCAAAAAAAAAGAAGAAAAAAGAAAUUAAACAGAUCAGCCAUUUUCAACAAUUUAUAUUAUUUUUAAAGAUAAAUUUCACUAGUGCAUGGUUUUCAAGGGGAGUGAAUGCAACAGCGUGAUUAAAACAAAAAAAAGACAUGUUGUUUAUCAUUAUUUAGACCAUCCACUCGUCUGUACUUUGCAGACUUACAGAAAAGGGAAACUUAAAGGAAAUGUUUCGAGUUAUUAAACAAAGAAAAUGUUCAUGUGACAAAAAGUGAUGAUGAAAAUAAAUGUAAAUUAUCUCGUUGUAAAAGGCACGCGCCUUUUUAAAGAUGAACAUUAUGUGCAAAUUGUACAUGUUUCUCUUUUUCUCCGUCGUCCCAGGGUACUAACCAUCGUACUUUUCACCGUUCCCAUCAUCCGGUCCCCCGAUGUUGUCCAGACUUUAGGACCGCUGGUUAUUUUACAGUUCUGUAUUGUUUCAGUAUGUAUUUUCUUUUGGAUUUGAUUUGUUUAACAAGCAUGUUGAAAAGGGUUUUCUGCAACAUGGCUUGGGCACACCUUCCAGUAACUCAGCAUGUUUUGAUAGAGAUGAUAUUUGGGAUUUUUGCAGUUUCUUGUACAGUGCAUGUCAACAUCAUUACUUUUCUCCCUCACCUUGGAUUGAAUUCUACAACAAAUUAGUUGUCGCUCUUUCACGACUAAUUAUUGACGUUUCAACAAAACAUUCCACCCCCCCGAGAUCAUAUUUUAUUUCAGGUUUUUGAGAAGAAAAAAAAAAUACGCGUGACAUGGAAAAAAAUAUUUUGUAUUUAACGGAGGUUGACAAAAACAAAACGGAAAAAAAACAAAAACAGAUGUGAUUGCAAGUGUAUUUAUUUCAGUAUUGUUGACUAACAUGCAAAAAUAAUCUGUACUGGUACAGGAAGAGGUCUUUACCCAAUCAGCAGGCAGCAAAUGUGCACCGCUGCCCAAUCCGCUCCACCUCACAGCCACCGUGGGUGGAGACGAGCUCAUCCCAAGGUCAAAUAGCAAAGGAUAUUGCCACACAAAAUGUUUCUUUUUUUCUUGUUUAAUCAAAAUGAAAUUAAUUUUCUCUAUUUUUUUUAAUUUAUUUAAAAGCCAAGACCAGUUUAUUUUUCAUUUUCUAUAUUUAGUAAAUAUAAGCACUUCUCCUAUCUGGGAAGUAUAUGAAUCUUAUAGUUGCAGUACGCCUGAAUGGAAUACUAUUGAGGCAAUAUUCCUUUUCUAUAUUAAGACAAUUCAUUUUAAUGUCCAUGGAGAAACUUGUUGCUGUAACAAGCUAUUUAUUUUCACUUUGAUUUUCGUUGUACAUACCUGUAGAUGUCAGAGUUUGAAUAAACGAGCUAACAUGAGCAGACUGAUGGAGUCUUUUGGAAUGGGAAUAUCGCCUCACAUGAUAACAGACACAUGUUAUUUAUCCUUUUGAAUGCCUUUUCAUUUCAUUUUAUUUAUUUUAUUUUACUUUUUUUUUGGUGCAAUGUGUUAAUGCCAAGGCUAUGUCUUGGCAAAGUAUGGUUGAGUACAGAGAUUUACGUGAGUUAUUUUUCAAAUU